CUUUCUCUUUCUCCCCAUCUCUCCAUGAAACCUUCCUCGCCACCAACAUCCAAAUCAAAUAGCCCUAACUUCGGUUCACCAUCGCGCCGAGUGCCCAAUGGGCCUCAACCAAAACCGAGCCGAGGCCAUGGGGCCAGCCCUCCCGAAUAGCGCUCCGGCAGCGGUAAGCUCCUUUCCUCGGAGCCCACCACCGUCAAGCUUUCCGGCCGCCCGCCCUCACUUGCAUCUCCCAAGCCGCCUUCGGCCAACUGGACAAGUGACUCGCAGCAAUGCCCUUCGUCGGGCAACCGGCCCCGCGCUAGACCUCAAGGACAUCCCGAUCAAUGGUGACUUGGUCAACAAGGCCCUUGGCCUUACCCCCACCUCCCCUCCCCCUCCAACCCCUCUCACCCAAAUCCCUCCCAUGCCGACCUCCUCACUAAACUCCUCCACUCUUCCUCUUCCUCCUCUUCCUCCUAUCGCCCGCCCUCCUCGCCGUGGACCGGUUGCGCCUGCUCCUCGCCGCCGCAACGCAAUGAUCAUCUUGGUCCCGCAAGACCUUCCUCAAGAGCUUCGGGACAUCCAACUUGAUGCAUCCAUGACUCAAGAUGAUCACUCAACUUGA
Puccinia graminis f. sp. tritici CRL 75-36-700-3 is the source of this 604-nucleotide messenger RNA. RefSeq lists its product as uncharacterized. Bases 98 to 604 code for a protein of 168 amino acids. The record is from RefSeq and is a predicted model, not a curated record. NCBI's taxonomy places the organism in Eukaryota, Fungi, Basidiomycota, Pucciniomycetes, Pucciniales, Pucciniaceae. The transcript is spliced from 3 exons.